Messenger RNA from Cyclopterus lumpus (lumpfish), 2146 nucleotides. It is a transcript of the gene naga, whose product is annotated as N-acetylgalactosaminidase, alpha. The record is from RefSeq and is a predicted model, not a curated record. Gene Ontology annotation, biological process: glycoside catabolic process; glycosylceramide catabolic process; oligosaccharide metabolic process. Bases 284 to 1591 code for a protein of 435 amino acids. Lineage: Eukaryota; Metazoa; Chordata; Actinopteri; Perciformes; Cyclopteridae. Gene Ontology annotation, cellular component: cytoplasm. Gene Ontology annotation, molecular function: alpha-galactosidase activity. The transcript has 9 exons.
AGCUGACUGAGCGGUGUCACGUGACGGUCGUUGCCUUUACAGUCGAAGCUGCUCACUUACAUUUCUUUACACUCGACCGGAGAGGUUGUCCAUCACGGGGUUUGUCUAAAGGUCAGAGUGGAGUUAAACGGAAGCCACUGAAGAAUAAAAAGAAGUAGUCUCGAGACUGGAGGAAGGAGAAGAAGGAGAAGAAGAAGGAGUUAGGAGCACAGAUUCGGAGUUGUGGAGCGCAUCCUCUUCCGUCUCCCUUCCUGUGAAUAAGAGCAGGUCACUGGAUUUCAGAAUGCAUUUGGCGGUGCUGCUGUUGGUGUCCGCGCUCUCCGGGGCCACCUUGGCCCUCGACAACGGAGAGAUGAGGGUCCCUCCGAUGGGCUGGUUGGCAUGGGAACGCUUCCGCUGUGACAUUGACUGCGCACACGACCCCAAGAACUGCAUCAGUGAGGAUCUGUUCAUCGACAUGGCAGACCGACUGUCGGAGGACGGCUGGAGGGAACUCGGCUACGUCUAUGUGAACAUAGACGACUGCUGGUCCUCCAUGAAGAGAGAUGAGAAGGGGCGGCUGCAGGCCGACCCGAAACGGUUCCCAGGAGGCAUCCACAAGCUGGCACGCUAUAUGCAUGACAGGGGUCUCAAGCUGGGCCUCUACGGGGACCUGGGCACACACACCUGUGGGGGGUACCCCGGCACCACACUGGACAAGAUCGAGUUAGACGCUCAGACUUUGGCCGACUGGGAGGUGGAUAUGUUUAAAUUCGACGGCUGUUACUCUAACGCCACAGAGCAAGCGAAGGGUUACCCUCUCAUGUCAAAGGCCUUAAAUGCUACGGGACGUCCCAUUGGCUACUCCUGCAGUUGGCCAGCCUACCAGGGGGGCCUGCCACCUAAGGUGAACUACACUCAGUUGGGGGAGAUCUGCAACCUGUGGCGUAACUAUGGCGACAUCCAGGACUCCUGGGACAGUGUCCUGAACAUUAUUGACUGGUUCUUUGAGAACCAGGAGGUCCUGGCACCUGCAGCUGGACCUGGAAAGUGGAACGACCCGGAUAUGCUGAUUGCUGGCGACUUCGGCCUCAGCAUGGACCAGUCCCGGGCUCAGAUGGCUCUGUGGGCGAUUAUGGCUGCUCCACUUUUCAUGUCCAAUGACCUGCGCACGAUCAGCAGCGGGGCCCGCAGCAUCCUGCAGAACAAAAUGGCCAUCAGCAUCAACCAGGACGCCAUGGGCAUCCAGGGAAGGCGCAUUGUAAAGGAGAAGAAUGGCAUUGACGUGUCCUGGCGUCCGCUGUCAAACAAUGCAAGUGCGUUGGUAUUCUUCAGUCGUCGUAACGACAUGCCCUACCGCUACCAGACGACCCUCGGCAAACUCAACUACACCGCUGGCAGCUACAAGAUCUAUGACGUCUUCACUGAGAAGACCACAACGCUGAAAGACACCACUGGCUUCGUGGUGUCAGUGAACCCCACCGGCGUGGUCAUGUGGCACGUGUCUGCGCCCGCCAAAAGGAACCUUCGCCAGUUCUAUAAAGGCGGCCGACUCCAGGGAUUUGCAUUUGGCAAUGAUGACGAAAACGUUGUUCCUCAUGCCUUCCUCUGAUCGCUCACUGACGUUGUCACAUGAUAUGGAUUGUGUCUUCUUUUUUUUAAAAGGCACGAUCUAUAUUGCAAGUAUAAAGUCACUUAAAGCUCAAGGGGGGCAGCCAUUUUGCGUCUGCAUAUAUCACUAAUUUCCUCAAAUUCUAUACGUGAAAAUAUCCAAAACAUAAAACACCUCUAUUAAAGUGGGAAACAUUUUGCACACAAUUUACGUGUUUCUGUGCUUCACAGGUUAUGAGAGCUGAUCAUAAUGUGUAUCUCUGAGCUGAAAAACUGAUCGUAGAUCAGCACUAAGACUCAGAAGCCUCCGCUGCUCUGCUCUUAUUGAAACAUUUGAAGUAAGCAGCUUUAAGGACAAUAAAGGCUUAUACAAUGCUAGUUUUUCUGAAUGUUUAAUAAAAGGAAAUCGGUUUCAGCCUUUGAAGAUCUGUUUGUUGUAUUGCUCAGGAUAAUAAAAGCUCUGAACGUGUGUUUAAGAAAUGAAGAUUUUUAUAAAAAAUGAUUCUGUGAAUAAUGCAUUUUUGUCUUUACUGAAAUAAAUGAUUUGGCAAAAGUU